AUGCUAAAGGGUCUUAACUUGGGUUGGGGUAUGGAAUCCAGAGAUAUUAUAGUUGAAUCUGAUUGUAAAAGUCACACUGACUCUGUCCUUGGAGAAAAAGGUGUAAGGAUCACUUGCAGCGCUACUCCACGGGAAAUUAAAAGGCUCCUGGCUCUGACAUGGAACAUCAAGCUUCAAUUUAUUCAAAGAGAAUGCAACCAACUUGCUGAUACGCUAACAAAGAUGGGUCUCACAACCACUGCAGUUCUUGACAUUGCUCCUCAACACGCGAGGACACUGGUAAAUAAAGAGGUUUUGGAAUCUCAAUCCCCAGUGUUCUGA
This is a messenger RNA of Neltuma alba, 321 nucleotides long. RefSeq lists its product as uncharacterized. The coding region runs from base 1 to 321 and encodes 106 amino acids. Gene Ontology annotation, molecular function: nucleic acid binding; RNA-DNA hybrid ribonuclease activity. The transcript has a single exon. Lineage: Eukaryota; Viridiplantae; Streptophyta; Magnoliopsida; Fabales; Fabaceae. The record is from RefSeq and is a predicted model, not a curated record.